GUUGACGUCUACGUGGUGAGGUUUGGAACCACUAACCCGGUUGUACACUUAUCACCAUGGUUGAGACCCGUAGUGGGAAGGAGACGAGCCCCUACACCACUGAGCAACAAGAAAAGAUGACCGCCUUAGGCAGAGAGAGUAAGGAGAGGAAAGAGCGUGAAAAGCAAGCCAAGCUAAAGGCUAUCGCAGACGAGCAGGCGGCGAAGAUGAAGAGAUUGGAGGAGGAGAUGAAGAWAGUACAACAAGAGGAGGAAGAAAGAAGAAAAGCUGCUGAAGCAGAAGCGGCAGCAAAAGAAGAGAAAGAGAGGAUGAGGAUUGAGAGGUUGGAGAAGAAGAUCAGCGAGUGGGUCGCUAAUUUAUCGUUGGGAGAACACGAGGAGGGGGAGUCCUAUGUAACUAAGGAUGAGAAGGCUGCGCUGGUCGCCGAGCUAGCAGCCAUGACAGACCCGAUGGAACGAAGAGAGAGGGAGGAGGAACAAAAGUUAGCAUGGAAGUUGAGGAUGAAGAGAGAGAAGAAGAAGAGGAUAGAGGAAGUGAACAAGAUGACCGCAGARGUGGCAAAGGUGCAGGAGUGUAGAGCAGAGGUGCUGUCCCAACCAGACGAUAAGCCCAAAUGGGAAAAAGUACUGGGGUAUCUGGAGGUGUUGAGCAAGGCUUGGAUGGAGGAGCGCCAGACAAGCUGGAGCCAGGAUGUAGCAUGGAGUGCCAUGCGGUCAGGGUUUAGAGAUUUCGCGCGCGAGUUCGUCACCCAUAUUGGGGGCGAAGUGAAGCAAUUGAGAGAUAAUGUAGGGAAGUUUUGUGAGGGCGCCAUUCAGGGUGCCAAAGCAGUAGCCGCUGUAGAGGGAGAGGUCAGACCCCGUAAGGACCUUGUGAAACUUAAGUUCCCAGACGCGUACGGGGGGAAGAAGGACGAGAACUUUGACAACUGGGAGGCCAGUGUCAAUAGCUACAUGUAUUUACAUCAUAUCCUGAUGGAGGAGCAAGUCCUCGUGGCCUUCCAGGCCCUGAAGGACGAAGCGGCUAACUUCGCUAGGUCUCUCGCGCCCCCGUUGGGCUGCCCAGCAGUCAAAAGGCUGCCGCCAGUAGGGGUUGCAACUGCCCCUACUUCAAGGCCAUGUGGAGAAGCGAGCGCGCGCGAACAGGACAUUCCCAACCCACAUGAGCUUAUGGUAGAGGUUGCAGGCCCGUGCCUAGAUAGCUGUCCAGAGACUGCUUGUGUUAGCGUCUCUUUAGGCACGUCCCUCACAGGUGUGGCAGAAGAAUUAAAGCAGAGUAUGCCAGCGUGGGCGAAAAUGAAGAAGGAAAGUAAAGGACAAGUGAUUUUGGUAGAUGUAGAGCUGUUUAGGAGUAGGGUAGGGGCCCUUAUAGAUUCAGGAGCUACCCGUAGUUACAUUAUCCGUAGGGCGCCGAAGAAGCUGAGGCUAGGACUAAAGGUCCAAAAGCUAGUAGACCCCAUAGUCAGUGUCCUCGCAGCCAACCGCACGAUGCGCGUUGAGGACUACAUAGAGGGAGUCGAGGCGUACUUUCGCCUAGAAAAGGAUGGGAAGGUGGAGAAAGUUCUCCAUUCCCUGACUCUCCUCGUGCAAGAUGACCUUCCUUUCGAUGUAGUGUUAGGAAUGGAUUGGGGAGAGGCAGCAGGGGCUACACUCCAGUUGAGAGAGCAUGAGUGUAGGCGCCCUAGUCCGUCAGGUGAGGCUAAGACUGCCCGCUUGUUCUAUGUGUCUGGUGUAGACAAUACCUUGGCACAUUGCUGUCUCAGUGCUCCCGCGUUCACGCGAUUAGUAAAAAAGGAGCAGUUAGAGGAACAGGUCUUUGUAGUUAAUAUUAGACCUGUGACUGAGGCCGAGGAAAAGGAUAGUUCUACAGAUCGAACAAUUGCCAAGCUGCUGGAAGAAUUCAAAGACGUGACUGAGUCGCCAAGAGGAGUAGUGUUGCGACCCAUCCAGCACCGGAUAGAGAUAGAACCUGGCAGUAGAACUCCUAAGGGUGUAGUCUACAGUAUGUCCCCUAGAGAGUUAGAGGAGUUUCGCAAACAGUUAGACGAGCUCCUUGAGAAAGGUUGGAUCAGGCCCAGUUCAUCUCCUCUUGGAGCACCCGUUUUGUUUGUUCCCAAAAAGGAAGGAGAGCUGAGAAUGUGUAUAGACUAUAGGGGAUUAAAUGCGAUCACCGUAAAGAAUGCUGAGCCGCUGCCCAGGAUAGACGAUCUUUUAGAUCGGGUGCAGGGUUGCAAGUAUAUCUCUAAGAUAAACUUAAAAUUCGGGUAUCAUCAGAUAGAGGUCCAUCCUGAUGACCAGUACAAGACUGCGUUCCRGACGAGAUACGGGCAUUAUGAGUUCAUAGUGAUGCCCUUUGGACUAACYAACGCGCCAGCUACUUUUCAGCGAUGUAUGAAUGACCUGUUUAGACCAUGGUUAGAUAAAUUUGUAGUAAUCUACUUAGAUGAUAUCCAAGUCUUUAGUAAGAUCCUCCAGGAAUAUCAGGGUCAUCUGAGGCAAGUCUUGGAGAAGCUUAGAGAGGUUAACUUCAAGAUCAACGCGAAGAAGUGCGAGUGGGCCAAGACGCAAGUCUUAUACUUGGGCCACGUGUUGGACGAAGAUGGCUUUAAGCCAGAGGACAGGAAGAUCGCGGCGAUCAGAGAUUGGCCGACGCCCCGCACAUUGACAGAGUUGCGGUCGUUCCUAGGCUUAGCUAACUACUAUAGGAAGUUCGUAAGAAACUUCUCUACUAUCGCCGCUCCCUUGCGCAGGUUGCUAAAGAAAGAGGCAAUCUGGCAAUGGGACAAAGACUGUACGUCUGCAUUCAAGAAGCUAAAGCGCGCGUUAAUAGAAUAUCCUGUCCUCAAAGUUGCAGAUCCGUCUUUGCCAUUUGUCGUCACCACGGACGCGAGUCAGUAUGGGAUAGACGCCGUGUUGCAGCACGACGACGGCAAUGGUUAUAGGCCCGUAGAGUUCAUGUCAGCGACGAUGCCCUGUGAGAAGGUUGCUACCUACGCGUACAAGAGAGAACUCUACGCUCUCAGGCAGGCUUUAGACCAUUGGAAUCAUUACCUGCUUGGGAGGCACUUCAAAGUCCAUUCGGACCAUGAAACGCUUAGAUGGCUAAAGACCCAGGCCAAGAUGACACCUAAGUUGUCUAGGUGGGCCGCAGAGAUAGACCAAUUCGACUUUGAGCUCAAGCCAGUAUAGGGCAAGUACAAUGUAGUGGCGGAUGCUCUAAGUAGGAGAUCAG
This is a messenger RNA of Chara braunii, 3228 nucleotides long. The record is from the annotation of a GenBank genome assembly. Lineage: Eukaryota; Viridiplantae; Streptophyta; Charophyceae; Charales; Characeae.